UACAGCAACCUUCCAGCAUUUCUCACCAAACGUGGAGGUUUGAAUUCUGGUUUUAUGUUGGCUCACGUGACUUCGGCCGCAUUAGUUUCCGAGAACAAAGUACUGUGUCAUCCAUCCAGCGUCGAUAGUUUGCCCACCAGUGCUGGACAAGAGGAUCACGUGAGUAUGGGUCCGUUCGCAGCGCGCAAAUGUCUUCAGGUCGUGCAAAAUGUUGAACAUGUACUGGCUAUUGAAUUGCUCUGCGCUUGCCAGGCCCUGGAAUUUCUCCGACCUUUGAAGUCCACUCAACCGCUGGAAGCAGUUUACCGACUUGUUCGUGGAGUUAGUCCUGCAUGGGAGAAUGAUCGAUUCAUGUCACCGGAAAUCGAAGCGGUCACUGCCUUGAUACGCGCGGGGAAAAUAUGGGACGUGGUGAAACCGUAUGUGGCUCAGUAUGACAAUGAGAUCUUGGAUGACCCGAGCCCACAGACCAUCAACAGCACCGGAAAAGCCCCUGUGGCUAGUGCUGGUCGGAAACGAACACAGUCCAACUCACAACAGCCAGCGACAAAACGAGCAAAUGUUGGAAAUACCUAA
Echinostoma caproni is the source of this 576-nucleotide messenger RNA. The record is from the annotation of a GenBank genome assembly. NCBI's taxonomy places the organism in Eukaryota, Metazoa, Platyhelminthes, Trematoda, Plagiorchiida, Echinostomatidae.